This is a messenger RNA of Olea europaea var. sylvestris, 659 nucleotides long. RefSeq lists its product as uncharacterized. Lineage: Eukaryota; Viridiplantae; Streptophyta; Magnoliopsida; Lamiales; Oleaceae. The transcript has 2 exons. The record is from RefSeq and is a predicted model, not a curated record. Bases 1 to 516 code for a protein of 171 amino acids.
AUGGCACUUCGCAGUGAUUUUGAAGGACUCAGAGGUUCAAUUUUGCAUCGUUCUCCACUUCCUUCUGUUGACUCAGUUGUCAGCGAGUUAUUGGCUGAAGAAAUACGUCUUAAGUCUUAUGCUGAAAAUGGAAUUAUUUCUGCUUCUAAGCCUUCUGUAUUAGCAGUGUCUUCUAAGCCAUCCUCUAAUAAUCAAAAUAAACCUUACACAAGGGUUGCCUUUGACGAGUAUAGUUUCUGUAAGCAUAAAGGUCAUUGGAAGGCUCAGUGUCCUAAGUUGAGACAGUCGAAUCAAUUACAGCAGCAAUCUCAAGUUUGGAAGCCUGGCAACCAAUCACGAUCUAAUGCUCAUAGACCACCACAAUCUAAUACCGCAGCAGUAGCUUCAUCAGGUCCUAUCACUGAUCCUAGUACUUUGGUUGAGCAAUUUCAGAAGUUUCUCUCCUUACAACCUCAAGCUAUGUCUGCUUCUUCCAUAGGAUCUGCAGUCUCAGAAGCUGAUUGGGACAGGCCGUAGGAAGGGUGGACUAUAUAUUUUGGAUGAGCUAAAAGUGCCAGUUGCUGCUGCCGCUACUAGUGUUGAUUUGUCUUCGUUUCGUUUGAGUCCUUCUUCUUCUAGUUUUUAUUUAUGGCAUUCUCGUCUAGGUCAUGUUUCGUCGU